This is a messenger RNA of Cryptomeria japonica (Japanese cedar), 663 nucleotides long. RefSeq names its product aspartic proteinase nepenthesin-1-like. Gene Ontology annotation, molecular function: aspartic-type endopeptidase activity. Gene Ontology annotation, biological process: proteolysis. The transcript has 2 exons. The record is from RefSeq and is a predicted model, not a curated record. Bases 1 to 663 code for a protein of 220 amino acids. Lineage: Eukaryota; Viridiplantae; Streptophyta; Pinopsida; Cupressales; Cupressaceae.
AUGGCGAUGGUUCUUUCACCAGCGGCGACCUGGCUUACGAGACAUUGUCAAUUGGGAGCAGCAAGGUUAAAGGCAUUGCAUUUGGAUGCGGGCAUGACAACGAAGGAGAAGGAUUCUCUCACGGUGGUGGCCUUGUGGGACUGGGAAGAGGUGGUCUCUCCCUUAUCUCACAGCUGGGUUCCAAAGCAGAGAACAUGUUCUCUUACUGUCUUUUGCCCAUCACCGACUCUUCUUCACAAACCAGCCCCCUCUUUUUCGGCGAGGUCGGACGGCAGCGGAGGUAUGACCAUCGACUCCGGAACAACUGUUACCAUUUUGGACCAGGCUGCCUACUCUCCUCUUAAGGAAGCAAUUCAGUCCGCCGUUGAUCUCACUCCUGUAGACGGGUCUUCUACAGGUUUGGAUCUUUGUUACCACACAUCAUCCGCUCACCUCACCUUGCCAACCCUCGUCUUCAACUUUAAAGGCGGCGUGGAUUACGAGCUUCCGGCAGACAACAUAUUCAUUCAGGCAUCUGAAAAUCUCUUGUGCCUGGCAAUGUUGGGUGAACCAUCGGGGAAUCCUUCCGUCUUCGGAAACAUACAGCAGCAAAACUUCCAUAUCCUUUACAACAAUGCUCAGAACACGCUCUCUUUCAAGCCCACUAAGUGUGUUUCUCUUUAA